Messenger RNA from Gongylonema pulchrum, 627 nucleotides. Lineage: Eukaryota; Metazoa; Nematoda; Chromadorea; Rhabditida; Gongylonematidae. The record is from the annotation of a GenBank genome assembly.
AUGUGCUGUAAGCUCCGGCCGCAUCGGUGUGAUAUCAGGCGAUGGGUCCAAAUCCUUUACAUUGUCUUCCUCUGGAAUCAAGCGCAAAAGUUAAUUCUCGAUCGGCAUAUGGUGGUGGAUUAUCUCACUCCUCAAUUGAACGACGAGAUCGCGAAAGGCGAGAAAGAACGUCAGUUCCUUUCAUUUUUUUCUGGCCGGGCAUCUUCAUCACAACAGCAAAAUCAGCAUCAGCAACAACAGCAUCAGCAACAACAGCAUCACCAGCAACAACAUCACCAUCAGCAACAACAGCAGCCGCAUCAUCAUCAUCAACAGCAACAACAGCAGCAUCAUCAACAGCAACAAAGACACUCACCUCGACGAGAAAGCGAAGAACGGCGAGUACGGAAACGGCGAUGGGAGGAACGCGAUGAUGAGGAUCGUUAUCAGUAUCGUGGCGAGGAGAGGCCAAGGCCAUUGCGGGAUGCCAUUGCACCAGCCGUUGCAGCACCGCUGCCAGUUAUAAACGUACCUGUAGAAGCACCAGCAGUGAGACCAGCUGCUGCUGAUCAACCGCUUACGCUGCAGCAACGUAUCGACAAACUCAUCAACCUGACGGAAAGUCAGAGACGUGAUAACAUCGGCUAG